AUGCAUUUGAAGCAGUCAAAACUAAGCGAAAAAACGCAAUUCGAAGCGGUCGAGCAGGAGCUAAGUAAGAUUUCUAUGCCCAACACCUCGCUCUACUUCUCUUUCUUGGUGGACUUGACGUUCAUUAUGCGAGAGGCUAUUGCCAUCUUGUAUGCCCCAGCCGCAGCUCAACGAUCAUGGCACAAUAUUGAAACAGCCGCCACUGCCCUCUCUGAGAAUGCCGACCGUUUUCUUUCCCGCCUGCCAUCGGAUUUACAAUUCACGAAUAUUUGUCUAAGCCAACCAUUCAUCCGUCAACGCGUCAGCCUGGCUUUCUACUUCUACUCCAUGAAACUCAUAAUUUAUCUUCCUUGCUUCUGCCGCAUGGCCUACUCGCCGCCAAACAUGAGACCGCUCGGUCCCGUAUGCAGUACCCUAGCCACCCAAUGCGUUGAUGUGGCGGGCCAAAUGCUCAACGUUCUCCCUGACUCGUUGGACAUGAUUCAACUAUAUGACUUUCCCCCGUGGUGGGAUGUUUUCCAUCAUGUGAUGCAGUCCAAGGUCGUUCUUCUGGUUCACUUAUGCACUCAGAACCAGUUAGACAGUGAUGAGAUCAAGAAAAUUUCGGAGACUGUCAAAAAGGCUGCGUGGUGGCUGAAAAAAAUGUCUUCACAUGAUCCAUCAUCGAGUCGGGCUUUACGUGUCUGUCAAGACCUGAUCUCCCAGCAUGAUCCGGAACUUGGGCUGGGACUUGAUCUUGAGGGUUGA
Molecule: messenger RNA, 747 nt
Organism: Penicillium lagena
Lineage: Eukaryota; Fungi; Ascomycota; Eurotiomycetes; Eurotiales; Aspergillaceae
Product: fungal specific transcription factor domain-containing protein
Exons: 1
Coding region: 1-747 (248 amino acids)
Source: RefSeq, a predicted model, not a curated record